Molecule: messenger RNA, 1129 nt
Organism: Trematosphaeria pertusa
Lineage: Eukaryota; Fungi; Ascomycota; Dothideomycetes; Pleosporales; Trematosphaeriaceae
Exons: 3
Coding region: 115-927 (270 amino acids)
Biological process (GO): DNA repair; telomere maintenance
Molecular function (GO): DNA helicase activity
Source: RefSeq, a predicted model, not a curated record
GUUUGACCCCUCAUACCGCCCUUCAUGUAACAAUCUACCUGCGCUUGUUCUUUCUUGAGUUCUGCUCCAACAACUCUUUCUCAAGUUCUUAUCCUGAUUUCCAAUACUGGGACCAUGGAUUUUCCGUCUCCCUGCGGAAGCGGCCCGCGUCCUAGGUAUUCCGUAGAGCAACAGUCUCCAACCCCAUACCAUCCAUUCAGCAUGAUUCGAAAGACAUACCGUCAGGCCACGGAUCCGAAUGCAUCCCCAGGAAGGCGCUGCUCAGGCCGUAUCUAUAACGCGGCAAUUCACGAAGAUCCGGCAGGCAGAAAAAAAUUGGAACUGGAAUUAUUAGACCCAGAAGAUGUGGAUCUAGAAGAAUUGGUGCCAGUAGACUGGAUUCCAUCAAACUGGGAUCCAGAAGGCUCGGAGCCAUUGAAGAUAUUAUGUGCCGGGGGUAAGGUCAUGGUGAUCGACCCAAUCGAACCGGCAAGAUUAGGAUCAAAGAGGACACACGCAAGGUCACAGUCUCCGAGUCCGGAUAAGCGACAGAAGACGGAGGGGAGGCCGCCAAAGAGGAAGGAGGCGCCAGAUGGCACUCAGCAUGCCCCCUUCGAGAUAGAAUCUAGUCCCGAGCCGGCACCCCGUAAAGCUUCGAAGCGAGCCCGCACCGACCAUCGAUGCCCCACACCCCCUGCGCCUUCACGACACCCUGUGAAGUCGGGCGUUGCUCCAGUCGACGUCGAGCCUGAACUUUGUGACGAACAACGAAGAGUGGUGGAACUCAUCCUUCAGGGUCAUAAUGUGUUUUACACGGGCUCCGCUGGAUGCGGGAAGUCUACGGUCUUGAGGGCAUUUGUGAAGGAGCUAAAAGCGCAAGGAAAGAAGGUCCGCAUUACUGCGCCAACAAAUAUUGCCGCACUCAACAUCGGUGGCAUCACGACCUGAUGAAAUUAGCAUGGUCGAGAAUCUUUUCUUUGAGCGCCUAAACGCCGUGCUGAAGGAGGGCAGGGAGAACGAUGAGGCUUUCGGUGGCAUCCAGCUCAUCGUGACCGGGGAUUUCUGCCAACUGUCGCCGGUUAAACCGUUCAGGUCCUGUAUAUUGAAUGCGGAUCAGAGCUUGUCGGGAACCACAAAUGGAUGCCCACGG